CGCUACUGACGCGACGAAGAGCGCGACGGGGCGAGGGGAGCUGCAGAGGGAGAGCGGAGCCAUGAUGGUAUCUAGAAACUAUGCAAGAUAACACCCAAGUAAGGAAGUGCUGCAGGAAAGGCUCAUCUCGGAUGUGAGGAAUCGUUCCCCCACUCCUCAAACCAAGAGCAGCUGCAAUUCAGACUGAAGAUGGACUUCAGAGGGAGGAGAGUGAAGCCAUUGUUGGCUGAGGCUUGGUUCCACGAACCAAAGGGGUGUGGCUCACUAACCAUUACUGGUGGUUCAGAUCUGACCAGGGGGAAGCUGCUGAAGGGUGGAAGCUACUCCUCAGCCAACCACGCCACCUGGAACAACCUGUCUAGGAAGAGAAAAGCAGCCUUUGAAGGGGUGGCUGACAGCUCUGCCAGUGACUGGGGGACAGUGCCUGGCUGGGAGGUGCCAGGAUGCAGCGUACCACAUGAUGGGGUCACUGGCACCUGGGCCAGUUCCAGGCAGCUGGAAGGCAACAGCUCUGCUGCCCACCCAGCCGGCUGCAGCCGCUACAUUCCAACCUGGGCUGCCGAUCAGAGUGAGACCCAGCACAGGAGGGGAAGUGAGCUCGGCAUCAACCCUCGCAGGAGGCAGGAGCGCAGAAGGUUCCGGAAGAGGCGCAGACUGAUGCGGGCCCUGCACUUGCUGUUAAAUCACCGCAUAUCCCCUCUGACUUUCCAUUGGAGAAUAUGGGGCUUGUUCUCCGGCAGGAGGCAAAAUACCCGGCCUCGAGGUGCCCGGCGAGGCCUGCCCCGUCUACAGGGGCAAGUAGGUGAGGUGAUGGAAAGCGGAGCGAUUGACCUGCCACGGGAAUGCCAUCCAAAUUUCCCCGAAGUCAGCGAGCUGCCCCCGACUGACGUCCCUGGCCUGGACCCCGGUGCUUGUGGCUCGUUUGCAGAAGGCCACAGGGACUCACUAGAGGGAAGCAAUGAGUUUUGGCCAAAAUUAGUGGGCAGGGGUCUACAGGGCCCACCUAUGGCCAAUUGCCAAGUUUUGCCCGUGGACUACAAGCUUUUGACUCCAGCGGGACCUUUUGAAAAGGUCAGUAGUCCUUCGGCCCUGCUCCGGGGGACUGUUGCAGAUAGCUUCCCAGAGAUGCCAAAGGAAGGGCCGAGCACCUUUCCCCAGUUGGGUCACCGUGGACUCUCAGGAGCUGGCCGAGCACCCGGAGUCGUGGACCACGGGGAGAGCGCAAGGCUACUGAACAACCCAAGUGUGGAUGGAGAUCGCCACCUGUACUCCCGCCUCAUGGCUCGGCAGAAGGGCAUUCCCCAGCUCUGCCAGGCGGAAGGCAGUGGUGACACUUCAACCCUCAACUCCAUUAGCAUGGGCGUUCAGGAGCAGGAGAGUGGGAUCACGCUCAACCACACAAAGGCAGCCGAAGUGGGGAAUUCCACCCGGCCACCGGUCUCUGGCAUUGCAGAUGCCCUUGAGAUGAAUGGGCACCCGCUGAGUGACCCGGACGAAGUUCCCCAGCUAGAGAGCAGCGAUCCACGGCAGUACAUGGCUGGGGUGGACAACGCAAUUGUCAUCAGCCAUGUCUGCAGCAUCGGUUCACAGAUGGCCGAGCAGCUGUUUGGUGGUGAGGAGGACGGCGGGGAGGGCAGCACAGCCAGUGUGUCCAAGCACAGGCGAGUACUGGAGGGCCAAGGCAGUGGUGCUGGCGAUUUGGAGGCCGAGGCAGGUGCCGCGGAGCAGCUGAAGGCUGGGGACAGGACAGGCACAAACCACGUGGCGGCAAUGAGUGAUGAACACAUCGCCUGUAUCCAUGGGCUCCUGGAUGAGUAUAUCCAAGCGUACGGCAGCUUGAUCCCCCUGAACACGGAUGAGGUGAUUGAGAAACUCCAGGAUGUUUUUGAAGAAGACUUCUCAACCCUUCACAGAAAGAGUAUGAUUCACCACGUGAUGCAGUCUUACCAUCGGAUGGUCGGGAAUAACGCUGUCCGCAACUUCCGUGUAACCUACAAGAGGCAUGUGCUGACAAUGGAUGAUCUCUCUACGUUAUAUGGGCAAAACUGGCUUAAUGACCAGGUCAUGAACAUGUAUGGAGACCUCGUUAUGGACAGUGUCCCUGACAAAGUACAUUUCUUCAACAGCUUUUUUUAUGACAAGCUGAGAACAAAGGGAUAUGAUGGCGUGAAAAGAUGGACCAAAAAUGUUGACAUAUUUAACAAGGAUCUGCUCUUGAUCCCUAUUCACCUGGAGGUUCACUGGUCCCUGGUCUCUGUUGAUGUGCGGCAAAAGACAAUAACGUACUUCGACUCCCAGCGCACCCUGAACAGGAGGUGCCCCAAGCAUAUCGGAAAGUACCUUCAGGCAGAAGCUGCCAAGAAGAACAGACGUGACUUCUACGAUGACUGGAAAGGAUAUUUCAAAAUGAAUGUCGCGAGGCAAAACAACGACAGUGAUUGUGGGGCCUUUGUGCUACAGUUCUGUAAAUGCCUGGCUCUGGGACAACCAUUCAGCUUCACCCAGCAGGAUAUGCCCAAGCUACGACGACAGAUCUACAAGGAACUGUGCAACUGCAAGCUGGCCAUGUGAAGAGCCCACACCCGGGUAUGGCCAAGGCAAGCCUAGUGCUGGGCCAUCAACCAACCAGAUGCAUCCUGUAGUGGACAUUACACAGAUAAUGCGAGAUAAGAGGCUUGAUUAAAUAAUCCUGGUCUUCAAAUGUAUCGAAACAUGAAUCUGUUCUUCUCCUUUUUUAAAAAGAAAACUUUUUUUCUAUGCCAUAUUUUUUCAGUUAUUUAAGUGUUAUUCAAUUUUUGAGAUUCUGGUUUGUUGUGUUGUAUUACCACAUCAGGAUUACGGGACAAAAUCAAAGCAGCAGUGGCUAGACGUGAACGUGUUUGGCUGGUCAGCAUUGUUAAAGCUGCCUUCUUGAGCAGGGAGGAAGUGAUCUGGCCCAGAGGCCUGUUUCCUUUGGCAUGCAGCUGCAUUGGCCUGGAGUGGACGUGAUGCUGGCCACCCUGUAACUUUAUCCUGCCACUGAUUAAUAUGCUGCUUACCUGCAAUGGGCUUGGGGAAGUGGAGGGAGGGGCGAAGAAGUUCACUUGGUUACAUCAGGUUUACACGAAGAAAAUUACAUUCAUUGACCUCUGGGUUAAUGUGAUUAUGGUGGUUACUCACUUUCUAAGUCCACCAGAUUCACUGAAGGCAUUGUUUGGUAUUCUGUUUUCUGUUUAUGUAUAUUUUUUUACAAGCUCGGACUUGAUAUGUGACCAAAAUGUUUUGAGGGGAGAAAAGGAAGUGUGUUGCCACAACUCUUUGAGUACCUCAUAGCAUUGUCCCAGCGCUGGUGUGAAAACCCAAUCAGUUCAUUUGUGACCCUCCUCUCUUUGUUGGAGGUCCUGCUGUUCACUGGUAGCAUGUAAGUGAGCAUUUCUCGCAGAACUGUGUCAGGAAAGGAGGGAGGGGGUGAUGGGUAACUGGUUCUGGUUUCAGUGAAGUACUUUUCCUCAAGAACUUUCAUAUAAAUGGUAUGAACUGGAUUACCUUCUGACUGUUUUCUUAUUUUAUACUCAUCAGUAUAUGGGUUUAAGGAUUUUAUUUCUCUCUUUUAUUUUAAGUUCCUAUUGGGAAUUCAAGAUUGAUCCAUGGCAUUUGGGCUGCGUUUUGAGUAGUCCCUGUUACACUAAUUGAUGUUUUUGUGUACGAAUACAGGUAGCUGGAAACUUUUUUUGAGAUAACUUCUUUAAGCUGUGGUAUGAAACGUAUUUGACUGGUGCCAUCCCUUGUUAACCUAAGCAGCUGCCUUGCAAGGUAGACUUGAGUUCACUUGUGCCGUUCAUCUGAGAACUUACAAAGAUGGUACUGCACACAGGCUGCUUUGCCUAUCCUUUUGACCCCUCUGAUUCAAAUGCAGCUGUCUGAGACCAUGUGGACCCUUCUUUCAUCUGCCCGUUGGUUAAAGUUGAGCAAGGCUGAGAACGAUAAGCCUGGCUUUGUACCAUAACUUUCUAUUAGGACGAGGGACAGUGCAAGCUGGGGCAGAGUUGAUGUCAGUUCAUGGUGUACUUGAGCUGAGUGCCUGAUAUUGGCAUCGGAGACCCUUACUCCCCUGUACCGGUGUGUUCCUUUAUCAGUUACAGAAGCGGUGUCAGUUUCUUUUGAAGGAUAUUUACUAUCCAGCUUAAGUUCUGUACUUGUACUCUCUGGUUCCUUUUCUUGUGGAAAAGAGUUGAUAGCAGUAGAAUUCUGAACUGAAAAGUUUCUAUUGCUUAAGUUGCCCCAUGGUGGAGAGGGAUAUAUUGUAUCCUAUUUGUGCCAAGACAUACUGAGACGCAUACCAUUCAAUAAAUUUUCUGCAGUGACCUGUUAAUAAAACAGUUCCUGACCUGAUACAGGAAGAAUCCACUGGUAAUCACUCUGAGCGAGAUGUAAUUCUGCUCAGUUUUGAAACUCAAAUAGUCGGCAACCUGACCUCCUGAGAAGCUUGAGUCUUUCUGGAACAGCUCCACAGUUCCAGCCGAGGAAUGGUCAUACUGUCAGCUGAGGCAAGGGGGCACAGGGAGAUUGGUGUAAACUUGGGCAUCUAUGGAAGGGGCGGGAGUUCUGCCUCCUCAGAUGUGUGUAACUUUAGGGCUGAAACCACUAUGAUUGAGCUGUUUAGCUCUUAUCAUCCCAGAACAAGCAAAUCAGUGGCAAAGCAGAGCAGGGAAUUUGACCUAAAGCUGCCUUUAUCACUCUCCUCCCUGUCCUAUGCCUUGGGGACAGAUGGAAUGUGUGCAGUGUCUCAGAAUUCUUACCAAGUUUGCUGAUUGUUGUAUUUUGGAAAAACAGGUUUAUGUGGGCAAAGCAGAAUCCAUGACAUGAAAUGGUGCAGUUUGUGCUCAGUCCUUUUGCUAGUUUACAUGCUCCCUCCUGGCAUUUUUUACGACUUUCCCUCCAACCUCUUAACUGAGACCCAGAGCUGUGAGGUGAUACCAUGGACCGUAUUGUUGGUGACCUUCACAAUGACGCUUCAUGUUGAGCCACUGCGCACCAGUGAGCUACUUUUGAACUUGUAUAUUCAGUCAGAGCAGCAGAUACUUGUAAGGGAACAAACUGGUUCCAAAACGUUAAAUUCAAAUUCGUAAACUAAACUGUGAUAAAUUUGCUCAUGCAGUCCAUUUGUGUGACUCCUCCAGCUGUGUUUUGACUAAGUUAAAGCCAUUUGUUCAUGACUUGUAUCUGUAGCCCACAAGCAUUGAAGUUCAAAUGAAUUGAGACCAGGUCUGUAGGGUGUGUGCAGCUAAGAUUGAUAGAAAUGUUGGUAGAAAUGGACAAAGAGAGUUGUGUUGGUACAAGUCCUAUAACUUGCAUUGUCUCAUUCCCCAGUUCUCAGUCUGAAAAAAGUCCGGAAAUGUUGCAGUUUUCUUGGGGAGCCUACUAUCUCUAUGUGUCUGUGAAAGCGGCUUGGCCUCUCAAGAUCUGCAAGAAAUGUUUGAACAAGAUUCUGCAGCUAAUCUGGUCUCCUCUCAUUUCUGUCCGUUGGGGGUGAGCUGCCAUUCAUUAAGGAGUGGCCAGUCACCUGCCUACCAUAUGUUGGCACUGUGGUGCUUACCAGGGGUCAGUCUGUGUACUCUCUGAGGUCGGAGCACUCCAGUGAUCACAUGCUGCCCCCAGACACUGAAUGUACGAUCUUUGACAGUGUGUUUCCUUGCGAAAACUUUGUUCUGAAGUGCCCAGAAGUUCACCAAAUGUUUGAAACUCGGCUCAUCGCCCAAAGCUGGGAUUACAUUUUCCUUCUACACUAAGUUGCCUGAGAGGUUCUGACUUGUGGCUUUGCUCCGAGGCUGCAGAUGUAUUCUGGAUUAUUGUGCCUUUUUUAUGAUUGGGACCAAUUAACAGCAGUCAGUGCGGUCUCUUCCAAUAGUUCUCAAAGACGCUUUUGAAACCUGCUUCUUCUGCACUUCCUGGUAGCAUUUUCCUGAUUGGAAACCACUGUGUCAAUAGAAAAGUCUUUUUUCAUUUUAUGUAUUCUGUCCUUAUGCAUUGAUAAAUGAUUCAUCUGCCACUGGAAACAAUUCCUUCUCUUCAUGAAAGCCUGUGUCAUUUUCAAUUUCUUUAGUAAGUCUCCUCUUAACCUUUGGAGCAACCCCAGCUUCUCAAUCUGACACUCCAUCAUUCUACUUUUCUUUCAGUGGUCGACUUUUGGAGAUACUACGUCCUCCUAAUAUGGUGAGAGUGGAAGGUGGAAGAUUGGCUUCAAGAGAAAUUGCAACCCAGGAAGACCCAUCUUUCAUUUCUGAUGUGGAAGAACUGUUUUUGAUUAGAAAUUCCCUUCAUUGAAAAUAACCGUUUAUUGAAGGAUUUAGAUCUUGUUUGCAAAAGGCACUCAGCUGAUAACUAAAAUAUCAAACCUCCAUUUGUAUUAUAUUGGAUUUUAUAAGCUAUGGGCCAAGUCAUUCCGUGAGUCCAUCCUCUUUUCUCAAGAUUCAAGCAUCCCCCUCUCAAGUACUAUCCAGUGGCCAUGCCAAUACUCUUCCUUUAGAAAGGUAGGGAGAAGGGGCUUGUGAAGUACAGGGAAAUGGUUGUGGCCAAAAUCAGUGGAGGAUUGAUGGUGUAGGCACAGCAAUUAUUCUUUGCAUGUUGCCGAGCUGUUGAGCUAAAGAACUGAAGAGCCGAAAUGGUGGAGAGAAGAGGGAAGAUGUUUAGAUUUUGGUCACCUCUUCUUCCAUCAGCCCAGCAGUCCCACAUUGCAACCACAAGUCUGUGUGCUGUCUCUGUUCCUUAUAGCCAGCCUUGCUGAGUUGACUCCACCAUUAUCCAUGCAGGUGGGAAGUUGUGAAAUGAGAACAUGGCAACUUUACCAAGAGAAAAUGAUAUGCAGAUAGGAGCAGCAGCCUAGCAUAUGUGCAGUUAGCAUGUAAGCUGUACCCUGACUAGCCCCUGAUGGUAGGUCGCUGUGUGUUGAACUUUCUGGGUCAACUGUACGUGGUGAGUAACAGAACCUAGCUAUUUCCUCCAUUCUGAACCCCACACUGAUAGCAACUUCCCCUAGCCUCUCCCACAUCUGUGCACAUGUGAAUAUCAGUUCCAUUUCAUGCUCUUUGGCCACUGAUGGGUUGUAUGCAGUGUGGAUUUUUUUCAGGAUAUUUGGCUGGGUGGUCGGGAGGGGGUAUGGGUAGUGUGUUACACUUGAGUCCAUAUGAUAUAAUGCAGACAUGAAGGUUAUUUGUGUUUUAUACUUGUGUGCCCAUAUUCAACGUGUAUGAAUAUCACUGUUGUACCGAAUCCAAUUUCCUAUACCUUAUAUUGACACAAUAAAGAUCUGAGUCUUGAGCAUAUAAAAGGAAACAUGAAUGGUGUUUCUCAUGUAAGGUCUAUUAACUGAGUACCUCAGUCAUAGAGGGCUUGAAAUUCUGGUAAAGGGAACAACCCUUUCUCCUUCCAUUCCAAAGGUAUACUGUGGAUUCUGGUUAACUAGGCCAUUGGUUAAUCAGGAUAGCUGCUUAUUUGUGACAAAUCUCAAAGAAGAAAAACUAAUGGGGAAAAUAGCUGGGAUUCCCUUUGCUUAUUUGCAACACAAUGCUGCUUAAUUGGGAUAGGCAACUGUUGCUGAACAGUUUCUAACUAAUGUCAGUCACCUGUGGCCAUUAGACAGUACACCGUGCUACGAGCGAAAUAGCAAGAGUUGCGUGUGUUUGUUUUCAAAACGCAGUGACUUUUAUCACUGAUAGUUGGUGAGAAAUAAGCGGUAAAAGAAUUCAGAACUGUUUUGCUCACUGUGGUUUCAAGCAUUCAAGCUCGGAAACGCCAGAAACUACUUCAACAAGUUACUACAAACAUUUUGAAGCUAUUGACAAUCAUCAUGAAUUUUUCAAUGAAAAUGAGGACUCGUCGACAGUUUGUGUGAAUCCAGUUCAUUACCUACACUAGGUGUCUGCGCUGAGUUUGUUCAU
Mobula hypostoma (lesser devil ray) is the source of this 7916-nucleotide messenger RNA. RefSeq lists its product as uncharacterized. Gene Ontology annotation, molecular function: deSUMOylase activity. Gene Ontology annotation, cellular component: nucleus. The coding region runs from base 190 to 2571 and encodes 793 amino acids. The record is from RefSeq and is a predicted model, not a curated record. Gene Ontology annotation, biological process: protein desumoylation; proteolysis. The transcript has 11 exons. Lineage: Eukaryota; Metazoa; Chordata; Chondrichthyes; Myliobatiformes; Myliobatidae.